AUGGCGCCAGCCCUUCGGUCAAUGCGGCCAGCUCGUCAACACCAAGCACAGCGCCCCGUUCGCUCAACGCGUGGGGCAGUGGUCAGUUAUAGAGAAAUCUCAGACUCGGAUCCCUCGGAAGUUGAAGUCUCCGUACCUGAGGAUGAUGAUAAUGACGAUGAUCGUGAAAGACAGAUUCAAGCCCUUGUGCGCAUCAUUGCGAGAGAGGCAAGGCUGGAACAUCCCAACCUUCGUCCCUUGUCUAGGAUAAAACGUUCGCUCAACUCUACAGUUCCCACCAAGCCGGCGAAAAAGCUCAAAUUGGAACCAGAAGGCGUUAAGCCGCCAUGGCACACCCUUCCUUACCAUGUCCUCUUCAGUAUAUUUCUCUACCUGUCCCCUUUCAUGAGAGACAGCCCCUUGGCCGAUACCUCUCAGUCCGUAAAAUGCUUGCUGAGGCUCUCUCGUAUGUGUCGUGCUUUUUGUGAGCCCGCACUAUCGGCUCUAUACUUUUUACCGCCGCUACAUCCAGCUGGGAAACUGAAGGGCUUGGUGGAUCUGUUAAAGAUGGACCCGGAUUCCAUGUCUAUCAACUAUAGGGACAAAGUGAAACAUCUUGAGAUGGACAUCUACCGCGCGAAGCCGGUAUUGUUAUACUCCCUUCUUAAGUUCACGCCACGGCUUAGACAUUUGCGACUGUAUAGUCUGGGGGAAUACGACCGCAGUAAAAACAUAACAAAGCACAUUCCCCGCUGGUUGUUCUGCGAUAUGCCCCAGCCAGAAGCUCUGCGCGACUUACGCCUUCAUAGCUGGGAAUGGAAUGGAGAAAUUAAUUUCCCAUCCAUCAAGUCUGUCCAUAGCCACCCGGCGUUUACGUCCCUUCGGAGCGUACGCUUUUACAAACUAGAGCAUUGUGACUGCGGAGCCCCACGUGAACUAGAUUAUAAAAACCCUGCCGUUCAAGCGGAGGAGCUAGUCACCGCUCUCUCUCUCUUGCCUUACCUCGAAAGACUAGAAUUCAAGUCUUGUGACUUUGCGGCUGACUUGUUACCAUUUCUCUCAAUGGCUCUGACUUCACUAUCGGUCAUCGAUUGUGACAAUGUGGACUCGUUCAUCGUCGAAAAAUUCUUAUCAAAUCACGGGUACCAUCUACGUGAGCUGGUUUUGACUCAAAAUUAUUGCCUCAAUAUGUCUUUUACCACUCGCUUGGCAGAGUUGUGCCCGUAUUUGCAGGUGUUCAUCAUGGAUUUCAACUUAUCGAGAGAAAGACGCUUAGCGGGUGAUGUUAAUCCUUUCGACAAUUUAUUAUUGGAUUAUGAUCCUCCAUCAUGGCCGCCAACUUUGCAGUAUUUGGAAUUGCAGCAUUUGUGCAGGUGGGAAAUACAGACCGCAGAAAUUCUUUUCAAUUCUCUCGUUGAAUCUGCUCAUCAGCUUCAAGACUUGAGGACCCUCAUAAUUACCGCAAUUAUAAAAAUCAGCUGGCGUGACCGGGCAAAGUUUCGCGAACAUUGGAUGGGGACUCUCGAACGGACGUUCUUAAGAAAGUCCCCUCCGCCGAGCACUUGGCCAACCAUCCUAAAGCCAACACGUACCUCUCAGGCUGGAAGCUCUUCUAGCGAUAGCAACGACACAAGAAAACAGUCUUUUGAAGCUAUUCCGCAAAGACGAAGCAGGCGCAUUGCCCAACGGAUCGCAUUAACUGACGAUAUGCAAAGCGAAUCUGUCUCAGUAGGAAAGGGAAAAGAACCGGCAAAUGGAGGUUUCGAGUCUUCAGCGAAGCAGACCCAGGGUGGCCCAGUGCACGGUAUGUGUGAUGUGGUGAAGGUCCGCAUUGACAAUCUGCGGCCUGUUUCAAUUCCUCAAGCAGCGGAAAAUCUUGCCGAUGAAGACAGCGGUGAUUCUGACUGGAAUGGCGUUGACCCAGAGUUUGACACCAGCUAUGCCUGGUAGCGCCCAAACAGUGGGUGUAAUUUCUCCUGAAAGCUAAAGUCUGCUCUCAUGGGCGUUUCCUUUGACUCAAACCUUGGUGAUCCUUUCUUUGUUGAGGCCUGUAUUUAAAUACUUCCACCCUACGUUGUGACUGUUCUCCAAGAGUAGUGAAUUCCCUGGAGGACAUCAGCGCUUUACUUCAUUCUCUGGCGACCUGGUGCAUCCAAUGGCGUAUGGUCAGGCGCUGUCCUACAAGAUUUACAAGUUGUAAAGGACUUGCGUGGACGGACAGAGCAAUUUGGGAGUUAUAUGGCAUGGUGGAGAUGGAUGGUAUUAUGAAACUGGUGCCCCUUCUCCUUGGGCAUAUUUGCGUUGUAAUAUUUAAAAUCUGGCAAUUGAUGAAUCCAAGCUUUCCGCAUCAUAACGGCACCUAAUGCAUAAUCUCUUAUUUAUUCA
Coccidioides immitis RS is the source of this 2364-nucleotide messenger RNA. RefSeq lists its product as uncharacterized. The transcript has a single exon. Lineage: Eukaryota; Fungi; Ascomycota; Eurotiomycetes; Onygenales; Onygenaceae. The record is from RefSeq and is a predicted model, not a curated record. The coding region runs from base 1 to 1929 and encodes 642 amino acids.